Messenger RNA from Papilio polytes (common Mormon), 2054 nucleotides. Its product is annotated as KIF1-binding protein-like. Lineage: Eukaryota; Metazoa; Arthropoda; Insecta; Lepidoptera; Papilionidae. Gene Ontology annotation, molecular function: protein binding. The transcript has 2 exons. The record is from RefSeq and is a predicted model, not a curated record. Bases 227 to 2023 code for a protein of 598 amino acids.
CCGGCGACAGAAGACAGCUUACAAACUGACAAGUGACAAUGGUGACAACAGAAAUUGACAAAUUUUUAUGUAAAUCAAAUAAUAUUCUUCGAGAUGAAGAAAUAAUUGUUUAAAUAACCCACUACGGCUAUAAUUAAUUACAUUAACCUAUUCAAAUUCAAUUUGUUAAGAAUAUCAUAAAUUUAAUUAGCAAACCAAGCAUAACAAUUGUAUAAUUGAACAUAAAAUGAUCGUAACAGAAAAUAUGACUGCAAAAGAAAUCAUAAACGAUUUCAAAGAAAAUUAUGGAAAAGUUCGUAAAUUACUCGACGAGGACAGUAAAAAUGAUCCGGAAAACGAGCCUUACGCUUCUAAAUAUAAGGCUAAAGCUAUUCUACUAAAUAUGUAUGUAUCACUUCCAACAAUAUCCCCGUCGAACUCCGAAGAGUGUAUUGAUAAAGUCAAACUUGACGCUAUGAUGGGAACCGUACUUUUAAAUAUCGGUAUAAUAGAUAUGGAGACCGAAGAAUUAACUGCAAGUGAAAAUGUUCUUGUGGAAGCUGAGAAACUGUUAACGCCAAAUGCAACUAAACCUGAGGUUGUUAGAACUCUUAUUAGUGUGUAUAAUAAUCUCGGUAUUUUAUGGUCCAAUCGCGGUGAACAAGAGAAAGCUAGAGAAUACCUAGUGAAAGCCAAAGAUUUGUAUGAGAAUUUUAAAUGCACUUUACAAAUACCUCUGGCAAUUGAGCAGAUUGUAAACAAUGCUGGUGAAACAAGUGCUGAUGAUUUCUUACUAUUUGAGAAAGCACAUACAUUAACUUUAUAUUAUCUGGCACAAGUAUUUUGGGCUUUGAAACAGAAUUUAAAAGCAGCCAUUUACUAUUAUGUUACAUUAAGAAGGCAGUUGCAAUAUUCUGAUUAUGAACCGAUUGAUUGGGCUUUAAAUUCUGCAACUUUAUCACAGUAUUUUGCUGAACAGAAUGGAUUCUUCCAAUCAAGGCAUUUAUUGGCUGCAUCAUCUACUAUUCUUGAACAACAUGAGCAGAGUUUGCAAGCGGUGGAGAGUAAUGAGGAUGCACACUUGGCUAAGUUGGAGACUUUUAAGCACAGAUCUGCAGAUGUUGCUCGAUGUUGGGCAAAGUACUGUCUGUUAUUGAUGAGUGCAUCUAAAACAAGACUGAUGGAUGAUGCAGAAAGAUUAGAAGAUGCUAUAACAGAUAUGUCAAAUUUGAAUCUAGAAGAUACUGAAAAUAUCUGCGGUGGAGACAUAAAGAAUCUCAAUUUUCCAGAAUUAGAUGUUUCCAAAUAUGAGAACAAAGUGACAGAUAAAUUCCUACUAAUGUAUCAGGAUGCUCGGGAAGUAUUUCUCAACUGUCAAUCAUGGUUGAACAAAGCGAAGGAAUACUACAAAUUGGAUUCACUAGCAUCAGAUUAUAUAAAACUAACACAGGACAGUUCUCAAUCAUAUGCUUAUUUAGCAUUUUUCGAAGAAGACGACGAAAGACAAGCGAAAAUGCACAAACGUCGUGUGGACAUGCUAGAAGAACUUGUUAAGGAAAUCAACCCGGUGUACUAUUUACAGUACUGUCGACAAUUGUGGUACGAACUAGGUGAAGUGUACUCGGAGAUAUUGAAUAUAAAAUUGGAUAAAGUCAACAAGACUUCUGAGAAACCAACGCCUCACGCUUUAAAGAAAAUCAACAUGUUAUGUGAGAAAAGCAUUGAAAAUUAUGAUCAUUUCUUAAAUUCUAUUAAAGAUAAAAAUGGAAAAUUGCCUCGGAAAUUAGAGUUUGAUGUUAUAAGGCCAGUUGUAAGUGCUUAUGCGUAUAUGGGGAGGAAUAGUAUGAAAAGAAUUGGUUUGGAUAAAGCUAUGCAAUUGAGUAAUAUUAAAAAGAGUUACGAGUCAUACCAAGCAGUGGUUGAUAUCUGUAAAAGUGAUGAAGAGGCAGCAUCUAUGAUGAAAGAAGAAUACAGCCUCUGUAAGGAGAUGGUACAGAUUCUUCCAAUUAAAAUAAAAAAGCUCGAAAGUGAAUUGGUAUCCUAAAAAUAUAUAGAAACUUCAGCUUCAGCAUAUA